Molecule: messenger RNA, 675 nt
Organism: Trichobilharzia regenti
Lineage: Eukaryota; Metazoa; Platyhelminthes; Trematoda; Strigeidida; Schistosomatidae
Source: the annotation of a GenBank genome assembly
AUGUUGGCUGAAACUUUGGAUUACCUUAACAAAAGAAAAAAUAUGAAUAAGGCAUUUACUUUCGAGAUUAUUAUUGUAAAUGAUGGCAGUAAAGACCAUACAAGAGAGAUUGCUCAGAAAUAUUCUAAAAUGGAAGGUUCGGAUACUGUCCGUGUCAUAUCCCUUAGUAGAAACCGUGGAAAGGGUGCAGCUGUCAGAAUAGGAAUGCUUUCAGCACGUGGUCGUAUACUGUUGUUUGCGGAUGCUGAUGGAGCGACUCAGUUUUCUGAUAUUGAAAAGUUAGAAGAAGCUUUGUCAUCGUCAAUAGCUAAUAGAUGGAAUGGUGGUAUGGCAGUUAUAUGUGGUUCUAGAGCACAUUUAGAAGAACAAGCAAUUGCUAAACGUCAUCCACUAAGAAAUUUACUUAUGUAUGGAUUUAAAUUGUUUGUUUGGCUUGUUUGUGUUCGUGGAGUUCGUGAUACCCAGUGUGGAUUUAAAUUAUUCAGUAGACCUGCUGCUCGUGUACUAUUUCAUAAUUUACAUGUUGAACGUUGGGCAUUUGAUGUAGACCUCUUAUAUUUAGCUAAACAUUUUGAAAUGAAUAUAGUUGAAAUACCUGUUCAUUGGAAAGAAAUUCCAGGAUCAAAAUUGGUUCAAUUUUCUCAUGGAUUCAAAUGGCUAAAGAUUUACUCAUGA